GGCCAAAAUGUGGCCUGCUCGCGAGUUCUCUUUGCAGAAUUUAAACGCUACGGGGAGCUUCUGAAACGACCGCUGAUCCGUCAGGCCCUUCAGACUGAGCGGGAAAAUUUGUUGGGCUACAUCAGUGUUGGCGUAAAAGAGCUGCAUGAUGAAUUUCUGCAUAGAACGGCCGAACAGGACUUCGGAGCGGGCACCAACACCAGCCAAAGUCACGCAACACACGGCAAAAAUAUCCCCGAUCAAGUGGAAAGGAUCAUUUGGGCGGGUCAGCUGGAAGCCAAAGCAGCCGAUCACUUAAAACUGGCUGAGACAAUCCUCGUUGAUCUGGAUGGCUUCGCAAAACUGAAACAGGAGGUUGUCGGUCUCAUAAAAGAUGUCUCGACCUGGCGAAAAGAUCAAUUUGAUACUUGGUGUCGAACUAAUCAAUCAGCACUUAGCCCUGAGGAGGGAGGAGGUGGGGCUGUCAACGAGUCAAACCUCCUAUUUGACCCAUCAAAAUGUCUGCUCCAUCUUUCUGCUGUUGACGGACGCCUACAAGUGGGCUAUCCGGAUGGUCUUUUAAGACUUCAGCGGGAAGUUCGUCUCCUGUCUGGGUUCGGCUAUCCUGUCCCCUCGAAAUUGCACAAAGUAGCCGCGCAUGCCGAACAGAUGUACAAGCAUGCAAUUGUGCUGAAACAGGUCGCACACUUCUACAAUUCAAUCGACAGCCAAAUGAUUCCCAGUCAGCAAGCACUGAUGUUGAAAUCCGCGUUGGCAUUUGAGCGUUUGGUGAAGUUCAACAAGCUCUCUGACCCACAUAAGGAGAAGGCUGGCGGUGAGGGCACAGGUAUAACCUGGCAACAGGCUAAGGAAGUACCCGCCUACAUCAACCAGUUACAAGCGGCAGUGCGACAUCUGAUAGAGGAGAAUCGUCAGCUGCGUAUGGUUCACUACGAACUGAUUGAACAGGUCACCAGUCUGAUGAAUCUGGAUUUGCUACGGCAGCAGAGCAAAUGGCGCGAGGUGCUCAUGACCAUGCGCUGUAGGCUGGCUGAAGUGGCCAGUGCUGGUGGUUAUCCGGCAGAUCACAUGACCCCCUGGCGUGCUCACUUAGAUCGCCAACUGUACAAGGCCCUCGAAGUGCAGUACCGCCUCGGUUUGGAGUCUCUCAACGAGCGGAUGCCUGAGAUGCGCGUCGAUCUGGUCUACCAACAGUCGAACCUGAGCCUGCAGCCACCCUUUGAGGAGGUAGGCUGUUGCAAUUUAUCUCAUUUUAUUCAACUCCAAAUUCAAACUAAUGAGUACGUUGAGCGGGAAGUAUUUUGGCCACCAUUAAAAAUUAGCAUGUCUUCAGUGGGAAGAGAGGGCUUACGACACUUCAAGGAUUAG
Molecule: messenger RNA, 1368 nt
Organism: Dibothriocephalus latus
Lineage: Eukaryota; Metazoa; Platyhelminthes; Cestoda; Diphyllobothriidea; Diphyllobothriidae
Source: the annotation of a GenBank genome assembly